CAAAUAGAAUUACAAUUUUAAAGAAUUUGAGCUAUGAUUUUAAAAAUAUCAAUAUUAAUUAAACUUUAUGGCAUUUUUUAUUGUUUAUAUGUAUCCUCUUAUCAAAGAUAAUCCUGUUCAAAGUAAGGUCGAAUAUUAUAUGUGGGCACAUUUUUUAAUAAAAAUUUAAAUAUUAAUUUGCCAUGUUAUGAGGGACAAGCCCCUUCUGUUAAGCUUAAUCUUUAUUGGUAUUAAAUAUUAUGGCAUUAAAAUUUUUUAUCUUUAACCAAGUGGGUGUGAUAGGAAUGGUAGCAGUUUGGGUCCUUUAAGCAUUAUUUCAGGAUUUCCUGAAUGUCUAUGUAGAGAGCAUUUUUUUGAGAGAGAAAAACCUCUUGAAUUGAAUUUAAAAUUUUUGAGGAAUUAAUCUCUUGAUUGCUGGUCAUGGAGCUAUCCUAGUCCCCCAGAAUCGAAAAAAUUAUCUCCAUUGUUUUUAUUUAUCAUUAAUUUUUUUGGUCUAAUGUUCAUAAUGAAUAUUAAUUAUAAGCUUUUAAUUAUUUUUUAUAUUUAUUUUUGAGCCUCUGUUUGCGGGAAGACGUAGUUUACUGCUUCAAGGGACGAAGGGAGUUAGAAGUAAACAAUUAACAAGUGGUUGUGUAAGCCUUUAACACGUGUCCUACACCAAUACGUGGCACCUUUAACAACCGCCCAUGUUCACUCAAAAACCAGAAAUAACGAACACAUCCCAAACAAUAAACUACGCAAGAGGGAAUGCAACUCUGAAUCCUGAAUCCACUUGGAGUCCCAAAUCGACAGAUUCGCUUAUGGCGCAAGAAAAGGCGAUCAGAGUCAGUGAUAGCGCCAAACAUUCAAGUUAUGAUACCUACUUUGAAACCAUCCAAUCCCGGAAGAAAUUAGCACCGGCAUUGCAGGAGACAUUGACCGACGCAUUUGCUAAGAUUCCUGUUUCUUCUUUUCCAGGAGUUCCUGGAGGAAAAGUGGUCGAAAUACCAGCAAACACAUUGAUUGGUGACGCGGUUAGGAUUCUAUCUGAUUGCAACAUAUUGUCAGCACCAGUAAGAGAUCUAGAUGCAGGAACUAGUUCAGAUUGGAGAGACAGGUACCUUGGCAUAAUAGAUUAUUCAGCUAUUAUUAUGUGGGUGAUGGAGAGUGCAGAAGUUGCAGCAGCUGCCUUAUCGGCCGGUACAGCAGCAGCUGCCGGAGUUGGUGCUGGAGCUGUGGGUGCCCUAGGAGCAAUAGCAAUGGGAAUAACAGGUCCUGCUGCAGUUGCUGGGUUAACUGCUGCAGCAGUUGGUGCUGCAGUUGCCGGUGGUGUUGUAGCCGACAAAGGGGCAGGUAAAGAUGGCCCUGAAGCUGCUGAUAAUCUGGGUGAGGACUUCUACAAAGUAAUACUGCAAGAAGAACCCUUCAAGUCAACAAUGGUGCGAUCCAUACUCAAAUCAUACCGGAGGACUCCUUUUGUUCCAGUUUCAAAAGAUAGCAGUAUGUUGACUGUUUUGCUGCUUCUCUCAAAAUAUAGGCUGAGGAACGUGCCAGUGAUAGAACCAGGCAAGCCUGACCUUGUAAAUUAUGUUACUCAGUCCGCAGUUGUUCAAGGUCUUGAGGGAUGCCAAGGAAGAGAUUGGUUUGACUGCAUUGCUGCCAGGCCUCUAUCUGAUUUGGGACUUCCUUUUAUGUCCUCUGACGAGGUUGUCAGCAUCGAGAGGGAUGAAUUGAUUCUUGAAGCUUUCAAGAAAAUGAAGGAUCAUAAGAUCGGUGGUCUUCCCGUGGUAGAGGGGCAAAAUAAGAGAAUUGUCGGAAAUGUAAGCAUUAGAGACAUCAGAUACUUGUUGCUGAAGCCCGAGCUUUUCUCCAAUUUUAGGAAACUUAGUGUGAUGGAUUUCAUGAACGCAGUAUCUCCAAAAACUAGAAAUAUCAAGAAGCCCAUAACAUGCAAUCUUGAUGCCUUACUGGGAGAUGUGAUCCACACUCUUGCUUCUCAGCGUGUGCAUAGGAUUUAUGCUGUAUGUAGUGAAGGAGAAGUAACUGGAGUCAUUACACUGAGAGAUGUGAUUUCUUGCUUCAUCUCAGAACCUCCUUACCAUUUUGACGAUUACUUAGGAUUUGCUGUGGAAGAAAUGUUGAGUCAUCAGUGACUUUAUAUGAAAGUCUUGAUACAUGGAGACUUAGAGUGCUCGAAAUGUAGCAAACUCUGUUGAAGUAUCAGAGUAAAUAAUGCAAUCAAAUUUUUGCUUUCAUAUGUAAUUCUCAUGUCACUUUCUGUCCAGCUAAAAUCACAAAGGUCAUCCAAACCAUUAUCAUUGAUCAUCCUCCUUUUCCUUUCCCCAUCCCUAGAUCUCCCCACCCCAGCAU
Prosopis cineraria is the source of this 2349-nucleotide messenger RNA. RefSeq names its product SNF1-related protein kinase regulatory subunit gamma-1-like. NCBI's taxonomy places the organism in Eukaryota, Viridiplantae, Streptophyta, Magnoliopsida, Fabales, Fabaceae. The record is from RefSeq and is a predicted model, not a curated record.